AUGCUGGUGAAACUGCUCGAGGGCUCGCCAGAGGUGCUCAGUCUCAUCGAGUACUCGCCGUUCCCAGUCGAUCAGCCACCGCGCUACAUCCGAGCGCUGCGCUACAAGUACAGUUUCACAAAGUGGUCGAACACCUCCAGCGAGGAAUGGUGGCGACGCGAAUACAAAGGAAUCUAUGUCAGACCGUUUUCACUCAACCCACCACCACCACCACCACCAACAACACAACCGUCAACAACAACAACAACAUCAAAAAACAAUCAUCAACACCCCACACCUUCUUCACCAUCCGCUAAAUCAUCGUCAUCUUCAAAAAAAGCAACAAUGAAAUAA
Messenger RNA from Heterostelium album PN500, 333 nucleotides. RefSeq lists its product as uncharacterized. Gene Ontology annotation, cellular component: endoplasmic reticulum membrane. The transcript has a single exon. The record is from RefSeq and is a predicted model, not a curated record. Gene Ontology annotation, biological process: protein maturation. Bases 1 to 333 code for a protein of 110 amino acids. Lineage: Eukaryota; Evosea; Eumycetozoa; Acytosteliales; Acytosteliaceae.